AUGAACAAUUCUUACAGCAAAAUCUUUUCUAGAGAUUUUAUUUACUUUCGCACCAGAAUUAAAUUUGUCGAUUUAAGUCGCUUUUUCUUUCUUUCUUUCUCCGCUUUCCUUCUAUUUUUUCUUUCUCUGCUCCUCGAUUCUUUCUUUCUUUCUUUCUUUCUUUCUUUCUUUCUUUUCUUUCUUUCUUUCUUUCUUUCUUUCUCCGCUUUCCUAUAUUUCUUUCUUUCUUUGCUCCUCGAUUCUUUCUUUCUUUCUUUCUUUCUUUCUUUCUUUCUCCGCUUUCCUACUCUUUCUUUCUUUCUUUCUUUCUCCGCUUUCCUAGUAUUUCUUUCUUUCUUUGCUCCUCGAUUCUUUCUUUCUUUCUUUCUUUCUUUCUUUCUUUCUUUCUUUCUUUCUUUCUCCGCUUUCCUAGUAUUUCUUUCUUUCUUUGCUCCUCGAUUCUUUCUUUCUUUCUUUUCUUUCUUUCUUUCUUUCUUUCUUUCUUUCUCCGCUUCCCUACUCCUUCUUUCUUUCUUUCUCCGCUUUCCUAGUAUUUCUUUCUUUCUUUGCUCCUCGAUUCUUUCUUUCUUUCUUUCUUUCUUUCUUUCUUUCUUUCUUUCUUUCUUUCUUUUCCUAGUAUUUCUUUCUUUCUUUGCUCCUCUUUUUCUUUCUUUCUUUCUUUCUUUUCUUUCUUUCUUUUCUUUUUCUCUCCUCGAUUCUUUCUUUCUUUCUUUCUUUCUUUCUUUCUUUCUUUUCUUUCUUUCUUUCUUUCUUUCUUUCUUUCUUUCUUUCUUUUUCUUUCUCCUUCCCUUCUUUCUUUCUUUCUUUCCCUUUCCUAUAUUUCUUUCUUUCUUUGCUCCUCGAUUCAUUCUUUUCUUUCUUUCUUUCUUUUUUCUUUUUCUUUCUUUCUUUUCUUUCUUUCUUUUCCUUUUUUCUUUCUCCGCUUUCCUUCCCUUUUGCUCCUUUCCUUUCUUCCUUUCUUUCUCCUUUCUUUCCUUUCUUUUUUCUUUCUUUUCUUUCUUUCUUUUUCUUCCUUUUCUCCGCUUUCCCAGUAUUUCUUUCUUUCUUUUCUCCUUUUGCUCCUCUUUCUUUCUUUUGCUUUUCUUUCUUUCUUUCUUUUUCUUUCUUUCUUUCUUUCUUUCUUUCUUUCUUUCUUUCUUUCCUUUCUCUUCCCUUCUUCCUUUUCCUUUCUUUCUUCCUUUCUCCUUUCCUAGUAUUUCUUUCUUUCUUUGCUCCUCGAUUCUUUCUUUCUUUUUCUCUCUUUUUUUUCUCUUUCUUUCUUCCCUCUUCCUUUCUUCCUUUCUCCGCUUCCCUACUCUUCCUUUCAUUCUUUCUUACUUUCCUAGUAUUUCUUUCUCUUCUUUGAUCCUCCAUUAUUUAUUUUUUUCUCUUUUUUUUUCUUUCUUUUUUUUCUUUAUUUUUCUUUUGCUCCUCGAUUUUUCUUUUCCUUUCUUUCUUUCUUCCUUUCUUUCUUUCUUUCUUUUUUUUUUUUCUUUCUCCGCUUUCCUAGUAUUUCUUUCUUUCCUCAUCGAUUCUUUUUUCUCUCUAUUUUUUCUCUACUACUAUUUCAUUCUUUCUUACUUUAUUUCUCUAUUUGAUCCUCCAUUAUUUAUUUUUUUCUCUCUUUUUUCUUUCUGUCUUUCUUUAUUUAUUUAUUUGCUCUCCUAUUUCUUUCUUCCCUUCUUUCUUUCUUUUUUUUUACCUUCCUUUCUUUUUCAAAAAAUUUGUGCUUUUUUUUUUCUUUUAUUUUUUGCUUCUUUUCUUAUUCCUUUUUUUCAUUUUUUUAUUUCUUUCCUUCCAUUUGCCUUGUUUUGUUUCUUCUUCUUCUUCUUCUUCUUCUUCUUCUUCUUCUUCUUCUUUCUUUCUUUCUUUUUUCAUUUCCCCUCUUUUUCCCUUCCUUUAUGCAUUUAUUUCAUUCUUUUUCUUCUUUCCAUUUAUUUCAUCCCUUUUCCAUUUUAUUGUCUGCUUUUCCCCUCUUCUUUAUGCAACGCAAUUUUUCUGAUGCUUUUCUUUCUCCUUCUCCAUUUCAAAUCAUUUUUCUUCUUCUUUUUUUCCAUCUGUGUCUUUUUCUAUUUCGUUCUUUUUUCCCCUCUUUGUUCUCUCCCUUUUCCUUCCUCUUGGUUUUUGUAUUUUUCUUCUUUUUUCCUCUUAAUGUCUUCUUUUUCACUCUUUUUUCUUCUUUCCUUUUUUCAUUUCCGUCCUCCCACCCCAUCUUCUGCUUUUAUUCCUCGUUUCUUUUCCACCCUUUCUAUUCGACUUCCACGCCAUUUCUUCUUCUUCCUUACCAACGACUUCCACCCUCUCCUGAACUCUCGACCCCGUAUUCCUCUAGCUCCCCGAACUCUGUCGGUUUUGCACCGUUUACUAUCUCACUUGCUUUCUCUGUCUCUGCGUCUCUUUGUUUUCUCUCCCUCUCUUUCUUUGUAUCUAUCUCUCUAUCUCUCUCUCUCUCUCUCUCUCUCUCUCCCUCUUUCAAUUUCUCUAUCGAUCCUGUCACUUACUCUCUUUCACUUUUUCUUGGUCUUUCUCUAUCAGUUGUAUAUCUAUACAAGAAUUGGAAUGUCUCUUCUGAGAUAUUCACUCUCUUAUGACUACACCAUUCAUUCGCCUUCUCUCUCACUUUCUCUCUCCCUUCUCCCCUUUCUCUCUCUCUCUCUCUCUCUCUCUCUCUCUCUCUCUCUCUGA
This is a messenger RNA of Acanthosepion pharaonis, 2664 nucleotides long. The record is from the annotation of a GenBank genome assembly. Lineage: Eukaryota; Metazoa; Mollusca; Cephalopoda; Sepiida; Sepiidae.